AUGCCCCUCAUCUUUGUGGGCAGCGUGCCCCAGGGCGGCACCAUGCUGGACCCCGUGCCAAUGCGCUGGGAAAGGAGACCACAUCCUCCCCCACAUACUGGCUGUGCGCCAGGCCUGGUCCAAGUGAGGCUGAGAGAAGCUGCAGCCGGACGAGGCCUUCAGCCUGGAGGUGAUCGCCGAGCGCCGCGAGCCAGCCUGAGUCCUCCGCAGCAAAGACUCCUUUACCCUCAAGUGCUACAUCGACCUGUUGGCCUCUCCCCAACUCCAGGCUCCUGCCGGUGGUGCAGGACAGCCUCUGCAUCGCUGGCUUCAACCCUGGUAGCUACGGCGACUGCCUCACCUAGGGGAGCAGGCCGUCGUGGUGACGUAUGCCCCGAGCAUGGAGGAGGCGAAGCACAAGUGCCCGGCGCGCCCUACGAGCAACGGGUGCUGUGCCCCUGGCGCUCCCUCAAGCUCAUCCUCUGCUGUGACAGCACCCUGCAUCAGGACGACCUCAUCUGCAAGCCCUGCAGCCCAAGUCCAGGACCGGGCUCCACAGGCCAGGCCCUCGAGCCUGUGAGCCUGGAAGCCCUCUCCAAGUGGACUGGCCACGCUCCUGGGGAUGUGCUGAGGGGCACGGGCCAGACGGCCCCCCCGCUGGCCCAGCUCAGCUAUGACCCCUAUGCAAACCCACCCGAUUACGACAGCCCCAGCCCCACCCCAGGGUCAUCAACCGCACACACCAGGUCUUGA
Messenger RNA from Budorcas taxicolor (takin), 732 nucleotides. Its product is annotated as protein-tyrosine sulfotransferase 2-like. Gene Ontology annotation, biological process: peptidyl-tyrosine sulfation. Bases 1 to 732 code for a protein of 243 amino acids. Gene Ontology annotation, molecular function: protein-tyrosine sulfotransferase activity. Gene Ontology annotation, cellular component: Golgi apparatus. NCBI's taxonomy places the organism in Eukaryota, Metazoa, Chordata, Mammalia, Artiodactyla, Bovidae. The record is from RefSeq and is a predicted model, not a curated record. The transcript has a single exon.